CGGGGGACGUUUGAAAUUAAACAAUUGGCGACGUUUGGAGUGUUGUUUCCGGCUUCUCGAGGGAAUAUAAAUUACAUAUAACGAAUACCCGACGUAGGCUAGUUGUGUUUUGAUUUUAACAUUUCAAAGAUCGAACAGGACUUUCCGAAAGAGUGUCUUUUUUUUUUUUUUUACUUAGCGAGGCGGCGGUAAACUUUUUCAAACUAUAGCUGCUAGCUGGCCUAGCGAAGCUAACUAGCGUUUCCUUACGUGACGAGCUUUUCCGUAGUGGUUCCUUGCUGCCACUGUGCAAUAUUGUAUUUAGACUAAUGGAGACUGCUGCUAAGAUCAAAAUUCCGAGCGAGCGGAAGAGCCAGAGGCAUGACAUGAAGCUAGGCGAUGCUGGACCAAAGCGAAUCCCUGUCUCCCAUCGAUCCCAGUUGGCGCCGAAGGUUUUGGUACCUCCAUCUGAACAAACACGGGUCCUGGGUGUAUCAAAUGGACCUCAGCGCAUUGUGCAGCAGAUGACUCGCCAAAAAUCAGCAUCCCAUGUCUCAGUUGCCUACAAGCAGGCUUCUUCUGCUGAUCAGAAUGUCAACCCUGCAACCACAAAUUCUGCAGACCAGCCCAAACGUAUUUUUCAGUCCACCCAACAUAAGAAAAAUGAGCCCAUAGUGAACCCAGCAGUGACAAAACCUGCCACGGGGUUGUCUAAAUCAGCAAUCGGAUCGGCCAAACCUCAGCUGCAACCGAACAAACCAAGCAAGAAAGAAUCUGCAGGCAUAACUUCAUCAAAGAAGCCGUGGAGCCUGGAAAACUUUGAAAUCGGUCGCCCGCUAGGCAAGGGUAAAUUUGGCAACGUCUACCUGGCCAGAGAGCGAGAGACUAAGUUCAUCCUGGCCCUGAAGGUGCUCUUCAAGAAGCAGCUGGAAAAGGCGGGUGUCGAGCACCAGUUAAGGAGAGAGGUGGAAAUCCAGUCUCACCUUAGGCACACUAAUAUCCUGCGACUGUACGGUUACUUCCAUGAUGAAUCCCGUGUGUAUCUUAUACUGGAGUACGCGCCCAAAGGCGAACUCUUCAGUGAGCUGCAGCGCUGUGGAAAUUUUCCUGAAGUGCAAAGUGCGACGUACAUAAUGGAGCUGGCGGACGCCCUCAACUACUGUCACUCCAAGAAGGUGAUCCACAGGGACAUCAAACCUGAGAACCUCCUACUCGGGUCCAACGGAGAGCUGAAGAUUGCUGACUUUGGCUGGUCUGUUCACACGCCUUCCUCAAGGAGGUCAACUUUAUGUGGAACACUGGACUAUUUGCCCCCAGAAAUGAUUGAAGGAAGAACUCAUGAUGAGAAGGUUGACCUGUGGAGUCUCGGUGUGCUUUGCUACGAGUUCCUAGUUGGGAAACCACCAUUUGAAACCAAAUCUCAUGAAGAAACUUAUCGCAGGAUAUCCAGGGUGGAGUUCACCUACCCUGCUCAUUCCAAAAUCAGUGCCGGAGCCAAGGAUUUGAUCUCUCGACUGCUAAAACACAACCCUGGACACAGACUGCCCAUCCAAGGAGUUCUCACUCAUCCGUGGGUGGUCCAAAAAUCAGUCAAGAAGCCCACCACCCUCAACCCUGAAGACCAAUGAUCUUUUUUUCUUUUUUUUGAGAAUGAUGCAUCUACUUUUUUCCUUGCAUAUUCAAAAACAAAUCCUUAAUUGCUAAGUGUCUCCAUUCAAUCUGAGCUAAAAGUACCUUUUUUUUCUUCACUUGUCUGUAAAUAUUUGAAUGUUUUUUUCCCCAUUUAUUCAAAUGUUUAAUGGAUUUUACUGGAAUGCCAUUAUU
Nerophis lumbriciformis (worm pipefish) is the source of this 1803-nucleotide messenger RNA. It is a transcript of the gene aurka, whose product is annotated as aurora kinase A. NCBI's taxonomy places the organism in Eukaryota, Metazoa, Chordata, Actinopteri, Syngnathiformes, Syngnathidae. Gene Ontology annotation, molecular function: protein kinase activity; ATP binding. The record is from RefSeq and is a predicted model, not a curated record. Gene Ontology annotation, biological process: protein phosphorylation.